AAACACAAUUAAUAAUAUAGCCUCGUAAUAAACUUGUGAUAUACUGUCUCUGAUGUGGAGGAGAUAUCAAGAAGAAUAUUCAGUAUCAUUUUGGAUUCAGUAUCUUGGAUCCAUCUAUAUAUAAACAUGUAUAAGUUAACACACUUUUUGAUCCAUGCGCAUUUCCAAAGCUCUCUACUGACUACAGUUGCAACAAACUCUGCACUGAUUUUGGAAGAUUCCUUUACUGAAUAUAUUCCUGCAGUGGUGAAUUAAGUGAAGCUGUAGGUUUCUUCUGCACAGCAGCUUGAAUCGAUGGCUGUGUCUACCUUCAAUUCUUGUUUCUGCUCUCUUCCUACCCAUCUUAAUGAACAGGGUGUGUUGCAUGGAGUUUCUGGCAAGGGGUUCGGAUCUACCAAGAAGUUGUUUCCAUCUGAGUUUCCUAAGAGUUUCCAAUUGCGUUGCACUAAUAAUAAAAGAGAUCAUAUGGAUGUUAGAACAUCAGCUUUGGCUGAGAGUAUCUCUGAAUGUUUUGAUGAUGUGGAAGUGAAUGUUAUGGAACCAAGUGUUUCAACAACUAUAAUGAAUUUCGAGAACAAAUUAGAUCCUUUUGGUGCUUCUAGUACUCCUAUUUAUCAAACAGCUACAUUUAAACAGCCUUGUGGAACAGAAUAUGGUCCUUAUGACUAUAGUAGAAGUGCAAAUCCUACACGGGACAUGUUGGAAAGGCUCCUGGCCAAGCUUGAUAAGGCGGAUCGUGCAUUUUGCUUUUCUACUGGAAUGGCAGCUUUGGCUGCUGUGACCCAUCUUGUUGGAAGUGACCAAGAAGUUGUUUCUGGAAAUGACAUGUAUGGUGGUUCGGAUCGAUUGCUUUCACAAGUACUUCCAGGGAGAGGUGUAGUAGUAAAGCGUGUGGAUAUGACGGAUCUAAGUGCAGUUGCAGCUGCGGUCGGUCCCUGGACAAAGCUAGUGUGGUUGGAGAGUCCAACUAACCCCCGGCUUCAAAUUUCUGAUAUAAGGAAAAUAGCGGAGAUUGCUCAUGCAAAUGGUGCCAUUGUGUUGGUGGAUAACAGUAUAAUGUCCUCAGUGUUGUCUCAGCCAUUAGAACUUGGAGCAGAUAUUGUGAUGCACUCAGCUACCAAGUUUAUAUCUGGGCAUGCUGAUGUCAUGGCAGGAGUCCUUGCUGUGAAAGGAGAAAGUUUGGCAAAAGAAAUAGCUUUCCUGCAAAAUGCUGAAGGGGCAGUUUUAGCUCCAUUUGACUGCUGGAUUUGCUUACGAGGAAUUAAAACCAUGGCUUUACGCGUUGAAAAGCAGCAGGAGAAUGCUCAAAAAAUUGCUGAAUAUCUUGCUUCUAAUCCUCUGGUGAAGAAAGUUAACUAUGCUGGUCUUCCCGACCAUCCUGGACGUGCUCUACACUGUUCUCAGGCAAAGGGAGCGGGUUCUGUGCUUAGCUUUGUGACGGGUUCAGUAGCACUCUCAAAACACAUCGUGGAAACUACCAAGUACUUCAACAUAACAGUCAGUUUCGGGAGUGUGAAGUCGCUCAUUAGCUUGCCUUGCUUCAUGUCACAUUCAGUCAUACCAGCUGCAGAUCGCGAGGCCAGGGGUUUGACUGAAGAUCUUAUUCGCAUAUCUGUGGGCAUCGAGGAUGUAAAUGAUUUGAUUGAUGACUUGGAUUAUGCGAUUAGAACUGGACCUAUAUAGGAACUGCAGAUUUUAUUUUGAUGUCUUACUUUUCGACCUAUGAUUGAAUAAAAUUUUCUUUUUUGUUCUA
Papaver somniferum (opium poppy) is the source of this 1753-nucleotide messenger RNA. RefSeq names its product cystathionine beta-lyase, chloroplastic-like. Gene Ontology annotation, cellular component: cytoplasm. Bases 295 to 1683 code for a protein of 462 amino acids. The record is from RefSeq and is a predicted model, not a curated record. The transcript is spliced from 13 exons. NCBI's taxonomy places the organism in Eukaryota, Viridiplantae, Streptophyta, Magnoliopsida, Ranunculales, Papaveraceae. Gene Ontology annotation, molecular function: pyridoxal phosphate binding. Gene Ontology annotation, biological process: transsulfuration; 'de novo' L-methionine biosynthetic process.